Molecule: messenger RNA, 5270 nt
Organism: Misgurnus anguillicaudatus (oriental weatherfish)
Lineage: Eukaryota; Metazoa; Chordata; Actinopteri; Cypriniformes; Cobitidae
Source: RefSeq, a predicted model, not a curated record
GGCAAUGAGACAGUGGGCGGCGCGUGAACGUAGCGUCUCUCCUCGCGCGCGCUGAGAUCUUAUAGUGAAUGAAACACUGGCGUGGGAAAGAAGAGCUGUGUGCGUGAAACGUCGAUAUGGAUCCACAGUAACGUUCAUGCGCUGGCUAUUAUUUUUCUUUGCUUUGAGCGCGUGUAAAGACAGUUGAAAGUGAAGAUGCGUCUGGUGACGGUCACAUCACAUCUGAUCAUCGCACAGCUGUUGCUCAUCUGUCACACAGAUCUGGCCACGCCGUACCUGAGAGGUCAGCGCAAAUUCGCCGAGGAUGUCGACUGGUCUUACACAGGAGCCCUCAAUCAGAAGCAUUGGGCCAAGAAAUAUCCAGUCUGUGGUAAUGCCAAACAGUCACCCAUUGACAUCCAUGAAGACUUCACUCAGGUCCGGAUACAGUACCAGGACCUGCAGUUUGAGAACUGGGACCGGCCAACCUCCGAGUCCACUACCAUCACCAACAAUGGAAAAACAGUGGUGAUCAGUCUGGACGGUCCGUAUCACAUUAGUGGAGGAGGGCUCAGGUCCAGGUUUAAAGUGGGCAGAAUUAUGUUCCACUGGGGUCGAUGUAACGCCACUUCAGACGGUUCUGAACACAGUCUCAACAGCAACUCAUUCCCCCUGGAGAUGCAGAUAUAUUGUUUUGAUGAGGAGGAGUUUGAAUCUGUGGAUGAGGCUAUAAGCAGUGGAGGACACAUUACUGCUCUCGCUGUCCUCUUUGAGGCCAGUUACGAAGACAACCAGGACUAUGCUGCCAUUAUCGAAGGAGUGAACAGCGUGAGCCGAUUCGGUAAAAGCAGUCUACUAGAACCAUUUUCUCUGCUGGCUCUACUGCCACAAUCCACACAAAAAUACUUUGUGUACAAUGGCUCGCUCACAGCGCCGCCCUGCUUGGAGAAUGUGGAGUGGAUUGUGUUCAAAAACACCGUGGCCAUCUCAGAAGCCCAGCUGGAGGUGUUUUGUGAGGUUAUGACGAUACAACAAGCUGGAUAUGUGAUGUUGACCGACUAUCUGCAGAAUAACUACAGAGAACAACAGCAGCAGUUCAUGGGACAAGUGUUCUCGUCUUACACGGGCACAGAAGAGAUCCCUGCGCCAAUGUGCAGCUCAGAACCGCAGAACGUUCAGGCGGAUCCCCAGAACGACACGGUCAUCGUAGUGACGUGGGAGCGGCCGCGGGUCGUAUACGACACCACCAUUGAGCGUUACUCUGUAACAUACCAGAGACUUCAGGGCAAAGACCCUCCUAAGCGACAGUAUUUAACUGAUGGAGACCAAGAUGUGGGGGCCAUUAUACACAACCUGCUAGCAAACAGUAGCUAUGUUGUCCAGGUGGUGGCGCUGUGCAACAAUGGAUUGACUGGAAAAAUGAGCGACCAAGUUAUAGUGGACAUGCCACUGGAAGACCCUGUAAAUGAGCCGGAUCUGUUCAGUGAUGCUACAGAGUUGGAGGAAUACAUUGAGGUGCCCUCAGAACCCCCGUCUGCAAAGAGCAGAGUAACUCCACAGUCCCUGGCUGGUCGAACCAGUUCAAUUUCCAUCACCACAGCAACGGACCAACCAGGCUUCCUUUUCCCCGUUGCUAGGACAACCGCCGUUACUGUCAAACGAAAAAUGACAGAGGAAUCUUCUUUGUCAUGGUCCCCCGAUCAAAAUAAGACAGGAAAUGACAUUAAGCGUCCACAGAGCAGACUCGUUCCAGAGGAGAGUGGUCAACUUCCUCACGGCAACAUGGCGGUCACUGACGUCUACUAUGAAGAUGUUCUCAACAUCAGCACCACGAAAUCCACACCUGACCCUGUUAACAAUCUUCUUAAUCUAAUCACACAGCCAGGACGGGUGGUGUCAAGACAGCCAGCAGGGGUGAACACCAUCACACCUCCUCCAAAUAAUCUGAACACUGUUGCAUCAACCACAGGCUCAUCUAUGUCUGCGUCUAUGAAGAUCAUUUCCCAGACCACUCAGCCGCUGUUUAAUGCUGCAAUGCUCGGUAACCGAAGGGUAACCUCCCAUACCACCGCAAAUCUCCAUGAAUCCCCGACUCGCUUCACAACCCCGUUUUCAGAUGAGGGCUCUGGCAAACUGCUCUCUGACAAUGAACAGGGAGACUUCAGUGGAUCUGGUUUUUCUGCUAUCUUCCUGGAGGAGCUCGAACGGGAAUGGGAGCUCGAACAGAAACACUCAGCCAUGAAAAAAGAGGCACGGAGUGAUUUACAAGCAAAUGUGAGCAGUAUAACUGAGGAUGAAAAUAGCGAGUCCUCCACAUUCGACUUUGAUAGCGAGCGAGAUCCCGCCACCACUGAAGAACCAAAGAACCCAGGUUUCGUUUCGUGGGUGACUUGGUCCGCCGAGUCAGACGCUGGUUCGGGACAUGGAGGGUCAGGGUCUCCUCAAAUAGAUGGUUUACCCAUACAGAUUAUAAUUCCUGAUCUUACUUUGAUAAAGAACACAGAGGCGAGUAACAGCAGUCCAGAGUCCCGUGUCGGGAUGGUGGGAGGGACGGAUAAGGAGACUCGGACAGUUGUUCCUCUAGCUGUGGUUUCCACACUAACUAUCUUGUGUCUGCUGGUCCUGGUGGGAAUCCUCAUCUACUGGAGGAGAUGUUUUCAUAUGGCACAGUUUUAUGUGGAGGACAACAUUUCAGCCCGAGCCAUUUCAGCCCCAUCAACACCUCUGCUUUUACCUACAGAAGAUAAUGAAGCUCUGACAGUAAAAGAGUUUGUGAAACACGUUGCUGAUCUUCAUGCAAAUCACACCUUCUCUAAAGAAUUUGAGAUCUUGAAAGAGUGUUAUGAGGAGAUUCAAAGCUGUACAGCAGAUAUAACAACUGACAGCUCCUGCCAUCCAGACAAUAAGAGCAAGAACAGAUACAUCAACAUUCUGGCCUAUGAUCACAGUCGAGUUAAACUCUAUCAAAACUCAGACAAAGAUGGAAAGACUGGAGACUACAUUAAUGCCAACUAUGUGGAUGGCUACAAUCAGCCAAAAGCAUAUAUCGCUGCUCAGGGUCCAUUGAAGAGCAGUGUUGAAGACUUCUGGAGGAUGAUAUGGGAACAAAACGUCGGUGUAAUUGUCAUGAUCACCAAUCUAGUAGAGAAGGGUCGGAGAAAAUGUGACCAAUAUUGGCCUGUGGAGAAUCAGGAAGACUACGGCUGCUUUUUCGUCUCCCUGAAAAGCACCAAAACCUUUGCCUACUACACGCAGAGAACGUUCACUUUGAGGAACAUUAACAUCAAAAAGGGGUCACAGAAGAGCCGUGGUCAGGAGAGAACAGUGGUUCAGUUUCAUUACACACAGUGGCCUGACAUGGGGGUCCCAGAAUACACACUUCCUCUACUCUCUUUUGUGCGGACGUCGUCUCUGGCCCGGACUGGCGAUAUGGGGCCUGUGGUAGUACACUGCAGUGCUGGUGUGGGAAGAACAGGCACCUACAUUGUAAUAGACAGCAUGCUUAAACAGAUCAAAGAGGAGGGGACGGUGAACAUCAUGGGCUUUCUCAAACACAUCCGUACCCAGAGGAACUACCUGGUACAGACAGAGGACCAGUACGUCUUCAUACAUGAUGUUUUGGUGGAGGCUAUCAAGAGCAAAGAGACGCUGGUUUCAUCUAGUCACAUUCACAACUACGUAUCUGAUCUUCUUACACCUGGACCUACAGGCCAGACACGCCUGGAGAAACAGUUCAAGCUGGUGAGUCAGAGUUGUGUGAAACAGACUGAGUACACAGCGGCUUUAAAAGAAUGCAACGCAUUUAAGAACAGGAAGUCUUCUCUGAUGCCUGUGGAGAGAUCAAGGGUCAGCCUAUCCACAGCUCCUGGAGAUUCCUCAGACUACAUCAAUGCCUCUUAUGUAACGGGGUACAAGCAAAGCCACGAGUUCAUCAUUACCCAGAAUCCUCUGCCAAACACCACACUGGAUUUUUGGAGAAUGAUCUGGGAUCAGCACGCACAGAUCAUUGUUUCCCUACCAGAUACACAGAACCUGACCGGAGAGGGAGAAGUGGCGUACUGGCCCUCUAAAGAACAACCAAUACGCUGCGAGAACUUUACUGUGACCUUCAAGGGUAAAGACCAAGUGUGCCUGUCCAAUGAGGAGUCUGUGGUGGUACAAGACUUCAUUCUGAAGGCUUUAACGGAUGACUGCGUGCUGGAGGUACGACUGUACCAGACACCCCGCUGGCCAAACCCUGACAGUCCCAUCAGUAACUCAUUUGAGCUCAUCAACAUUAUAAGAGAAGAAAGUUCACGACGAGAGGGACCAAUCGUCAUUCACAAUGGGUGUGGAGGAUCGAGUGCAGGUGUCCUUUGUGCCCUGACCUCCCUGGUAAACCAGCUGGAGGAGGAGAACCGUGUGGAUGUCUAUCAGACUGCAAAAAUGAUAAACCUCAUGCGACCAGGAGUUUUCAAUGAUAUUGAACAAUAUCAGUUCAUCUACAAAGCGAUCCUGAGCUUGGUGAGCACCAAGGAAGAUGAGAAAGCACUUCACUAUUCAGAAAACAAUGGCACGGGUCCUGUUAACGCCUCAGAAAGCCUGCAGUCUCUUAUGUAGAUAAUAUACACAGAUAUUUCAUCUCUCCUAAAAGAAAUUGUAAAUGAAAUCAAGAGAAAAUAUUUUUAGCAUAAACUUUCCCAAAUUCAAUGUAGGUACACAAUACAAUUUGGUCUUUUAUUGUGCCUUUUGUUACCUUUGUACUUUCAAAUGCUUUGAUAUUUUAUUGUUGUAACUAAUGCCAAAAUUUCUGCACUCUGGAAAACAGUGACCGCUGUAUUGCUGGUGAUGUCUUUGACUGAUUUAACUGUUUUAGAAAUAUUUAUAAGUAGCAGGGGAUUUCAUAUUGUAUCUAUUUUGGGGUUUUAAAGAUUAGAUAUUAAAUGCAUAUUUGAAUGUAGCUUCUUAGGACCGUUCUCCUACACUGUAUAAACAGGUGUGACUUUAAUAUAUACGAUAAGUAUCAGCCACACCAACAUACCAAAACACAUUUAUAUUACUAGAUGUUCUUUAUACUGUUUGUUUUUGUUAUUGUAGCAUCCUUUGUGUGUUCGUUAUAAAAUUUCAAUGUUAUAUGUCUGUAACUGAACAUCCUCCAUCUAAACUAACAGUUUCUUCCAUCGAUUCAUAACCUCUGUUUAGUGGUUUGCUUUCAUUGAAACUUUGUGUAAUGUUUUAGUUCUUUCCUCAACCAUUAACAGGGCUUACUUAGGACAACAAAGCAAAGCACAAUAAAAAUGAUCAAAACAGAA